Bursaphelenchus xylophilus (pine wood nematode) is the source of this 5243-nucleotide messenger RNA. The record is from the annotation of a GenBank genome assembly. Lineage: Eukaryota; Metazoa; Nematoda; Chromadorea; Rhabditida; Aphelenchoididae.
AUGGUGCAAGAAAACAGUGACAAUGUGUUCGAAAUGGCCAAUAUAAGCAUAAAUGUAAUGUUACCUCCCGAUUAUAUUAUCUUAAUGACAGGCCCUUGUUCUCAAAAAUGGAGACGAAUUAAGGUCUGCUGAUCUGGAUGAUGGCUGUUUUAUAUUCACUGUGACAAGUCAGAAUAUUCAAACGGAAAAUGGAAAAUGCACAAUUCGGAGAGUGAGACUAUUCAGAAGAUGUUUUAACGAUAACUAUGAGUAAGUCGCCCGUAUUCAUAACAUAUAAAACAUCCAGGAUUUCCGGCAUUAUUCUUGAAGAGAAUGUGAUCAACAGGGAUAAUCAAUGCUUCAGUCUUAGAGUAAGUUACUCAACCAAUAAACUGCAACACUCAGGCAACCCCAAUGUCAGUUUCUGGUAAUUGUUUCAUCAAAACCACAAAUUUUACUGUUCCUUUGGAUGUAAAAAAGACAGAGAAUGUUACUGAAUUAAAUGGAUGUUUCAUUUUUGAAAAAGAUAUGAAUGCAACCCUCUAUUGUGGCCAUACCCAAACCAGCCCAAUAUCAAUUACAAGUUACAAACAAUUGAUAAUUCAUAAUAUAGAAGGACAAGUUAGGCUCAAUACGACUAAUCCCGUCCUUAAGGUAAGCAAAGGGUGGCGUUUUAGAUCAAAGCCCAUCUUCAGAUGAGACCAGGAAUGUAAUUUAUGGCGUCUCCCGAAAAUCCAAAUAAACAAUCAAAUAAAAUGCCUUUUCAGAUUCCUUUCUCCUUCGAUAUGCCUCCAAAAAUCGUUUUUUCUUUCGAUUUCCUCGCCUUUUGUUUGACGGGUAAGUGAGAGUGCGCAAAAUAGAGAGGGUGCGAGGAAGUGACAGAGUCCUGAAAAGAGUUCUCUUGCCUUUUCUUCUCGCUCAAUACUUUCCUCAUUUCUUUUCCAAAGAAUCUUUUGUUUCGGCCGUUUUACCAUAAAGCAUGGGGCGCGCGAUGAAGGUUUACCAUCUUUCGGCUGACUUGUCGGUGAUGCCAACAUUAUCAGAUACUGAGCGCCAAAUAAAUUCAAAGUUUUUUUGCAGAUGACAAUGUAAAAAUUUCUGGAACGGGUGGGGGCAAAGGUGUUAUCUGUGAUUUCAAUAACUCCAGAGUGACUGGGAUGCAUAAUGUCUUUGUUAUAAGAUCGUCUGAGCUGGUGGACGUAACGUUAAAAUAUCAAUCUCCUAUUCAAAUUUAUAUCCCGAAUGUCAGUCCUCAGAUCGAAGCCAGAGUUAAAAAUGACCUGGAUAGUGUUGAAUUGGUAGUGUACCCGACAGAAGUGACUAAUCUUACGUGUUCCUGGAGUGAUUCGGUCAAUUUUUUGAGCGGCAACUGUAAUGACACUGUCAAAAGAGCAGACUUGUCUGAUGUAAGCGCAAUUUCCCUUAGAUUCAUUUUGCAGUCCUUGUUGACAAUGGAAGGGUGUACCCAAUCCGGCUGUACCAUACAAACCAUCAGAGUUAAUAUUCCCCCGAAGAUUAGUCUUAAAGUCGACGUUUAUGGAAUACCAGAAACUCCGGUGUCGAGUAAUCGAAUAGUCUUAUAUUCUGGUGUCUCUUUGAAUGGAUACAAUGACUCGUUCACACUCAACAACAUCAAGGUAGUUUUUGAUGACUACCUAAUUUUUUCUUUAGUAUUCCUGGUAUUUAAAUUCGACAUUCAAAGCAAAAACCCAGACAUUUAUCAUCAAAGGGAACACAUAUAAAGGUGGUGAUAAAGUCACAGUAAUCCUUAAUGUAACCGCAAAUUGUAAUGGAGUAACUGGGAUAGGGAGAGCCAGGAAGAUCAUACAAGUAAGUGGCAGUGAGAAAGAUACGAUCGUUUUUAGUAUGCUCUGCAGCCGUUGGUGGCCAUAACUGAUAGUUAUCAAAGAUCUUUAUCCCAAGGCGAGAAUUUGUAUAUAGAUGCCUCAAAAUCUUAUAAUCCUAACUGGCCUGAGUCCGUGCUGAGACACCAAUGGACUUGCUAUGAUUUCACUAAGGAGGGAUUGUGCAAAUUAGAUGAUACAAUUGUUUAUAACCAGUCCUACUUGACAGUCGAUGCAUCAUUUCUCUACCCCGGUCAAAGGUAAUAUUGAUACAUAAGACUGAAUAAAUUGAAAUGGUAUUUAGAUUGAAAUUCAUUGAUUACAUCUCCGAUAAACCCCUUAACUCAACUUUGUCCACUAUUGUGACCAUCCAACCUCGCAAUGCUCCUACUGUAACUUUAUUGCCAUCUUCUCAAGUGUUUAUAAAUUUUAUCGAUUCGAUCAGAACUCAGGCCUUUGUUCAAUCUUCUGGUGGCCAUCUGGAUACUGAAUGGCAUCUCUUUGAGAGUGACAGUAAGUAUGUUGCAUGGGUUUACAUUUAUAUUAGCCAACAAGAGUAUCGAUAUCUCAAAACACUUCCCCAAUACGAAACGAUCUUUUGAUGACACUGACCCAAAACAAUCCAUCCUAUUAUCAUUCACGUUAACACCUGGAUCUAAGUAAGUCUAAUUUAAAAUAAAAACCGUUCAGCAUUAUCCUCGGAUUGUCGUCAAAUAAAUCCUAUGUGAUCCGUUUGUUGGCUAAGAACUCGGCUGGAAUUGGUUGGGCUGAUAGGAUUCUGUCACCAAAAUACAUUCCUUUGAAGCUCGAGGUGGAGGUCUCAGCCGACGAUCCCAUUUAUGCACUGGAGACACCUGUUACAUUGGAAUUGGUGAACAAGUCGAUUAAUCUUUCCAAUUCUUACAUUCGAUUUGGAAUCCGGAGUCGGAGUGUGGGGAAUGUAACGGCUGAUCGAUGGAGUCGGUUCUCGGCCUUGAAGAAGUACACAACGUAUCUCCCUUCUACCAUCGGCGACAAUAAUAACACGAGUGAAUGCAGUACUAGGGCCUCCUAUCAAGGACUGGUUGAAUUGUGUGAUUUCAAUGGUUACUGUAUUCGUGGCGAGACCCAAGAAUUCAAUGUAAUGUCAUCACGGAACUUUGAAAAAGCCUAUGACAACAUUAUGAAGAUGAUAGAUACGGAUAUGGAAAGUGGGGCAUUGCACAAUGCGAUUGACAAGUUGUUGGCCGUUUAUCAAGAGAACUGUACGGCCGAAGUGAAUAAAGAAAUAUUCGAUACUCUGGCAUCCAAAAUGAUUUCACAGAUCUCGUCGUCCAGGUAAAAUACUCGUAUUUUCCUUAAGUUUUUUUAGCGAUAUCCUCGAAUUAAUGGAAGGAAUGCAGUAUCUGAAUAAUGUGAUUUUGUGGUCAUCUCCGGGAACAAUGACCAAGAUAUCUGAAAUCUCAUCCAAAGUGAAGUAUAUUUUAGGAUUAGAGAGCAAAAAUGGGAAAAAAAGAGAGAAAAGAAAUGCCGAUCUGAUGACGGCUAUGGCAUUUGGAAGUGGCUCAAGAAUUUCUGAGGACAUGGUAAAGGGGAAGAUCAUAUUGAUUGUGUUGGUUUAGGCAGACGAAUUACUUCGGGCGUACGAUCUCUUGAUAAGUAAAAAUCAACAAAGUGAGACCUUGUAUUUGAGUAACAUCGACGACUUGCUGAGCGCCUUCUGUGUUCAGACUGAUUCCAAUAAUAUGAUGGAAGCGUCUGGAGGCAAAUAUACUGACAUUAAAUUACAAGCUCUAAUGCCGAGUUACGACUCUUUUUUGAAUGAUUCUUAUACUUUGGCUGGGAAUUCGGGAGAUACCGUAAGUCAUGCGGAGAGUACAGUAAUCCUUCAGAUUGAGUUCAAUUCCAAUUUUAAAGUGAGAUAUUCGGAGUGGAAGUGCUCCAAUGGGAAUGUGAGCUGUUCCGAGAUUUGUUUGGGAUCCGCUCAAGUUAAGCAAGAGAUCUUUGAUGACAAUGAAUUUAUGAGGAGUGCCUUCACUUCCCCCAUGACGUCAUCUACUACAAUUUAUGAUCUGGUCUCUGAUCUGUUUCGGAUUGUUUUUAUGGAUCCAAUUAAUGGCCAGGACGUUCAGAUGGAGAAUUAUAUCCAAUAUACGGUCCAGAUUCCCAUGAUCAACUACUCAGCUGCUCUAUAUUACAAGGUGAUUGUCUUCGUCAACACAUUAAUACUGUUUCAGUGCUUUAUAUAUACGGAUUCUUGGAACGGAGAUCUCUGUUUAACUUCUAAUUAUGCUCACAAAUCAUCGGAUUCUGGGUAUUUAAUGCAAUGCCAAUGCACCUCGAAUGGCUAUAUUGGGUAUGUGAAUGUUAUUAAUGUUGGCCUUGAGUUUAUUUUACUGUAUGCUUAUCUUAGAGUAUUCAAAACUGCCCCUUCCACUCCUACUUAUAUGCCCUUUUACAAUGAGAUUUCUUUGGAAUUUAAUACGGUAAGUUUUGUUUUUUCUUUUACUUUUUGAAGACUCAACAAGGAGCCUGCACAAUCGAUGAAUCGAAGAUGGCCAUGGACAAUCUGGCCUCUACGAUCUCGGUGGAAGAGAACAGAUUUGUGAAUAUAACUUCUUGUAAUGAGAAUGGGACUUUCACAGCCAUCCUAAGACCAGCCCUGAAGCAGAAUCAGACCUCUAAUAGUUAUGUGGUUCAAUCAAUUAGGAAGACGGUUCAGCAACCUGGAGGGUUUGUGGCCGGGGUUAACUUUACCAUCAAUAAUGUGACCAUUUUCAUUGUUGCGAGAGGUGUGUUUGGACUGUAAUUUAAUUAUAUUUUAGAGUUAUUUAACGAUGGCAAUGCUCGAAGAUUAAGUCUGAGGAUAGAUAAGACCUUGAAGGAGGUGGCCCCGAGCCAUCCAGAUCUGGUGGCCCAACAGUGGAUCCAGAGUAUGGCCACGAAUAUGAGGAUCUCCGAAUUCAGAUUCAAAAAUUACGCAAUCUUAAUGGGUAAGAUGAUAAUGUUUCCUUUGUUAAUUUUAAUUAUCUAGGUGUAAUGUUUAACUUCACAAUCACCCUUCCAUUCCCUGGAGAGAUUAGUGAGGAGAGAGAUCUGAGCGCGGAAGUGAUCUCAUUGAUUAUCCAAGAACAGAUCGAAUACGAUGAACUGCAGCUUUGUGACAGUGAUGGUCAGCCAUUACCCAUUGAUCCUCUUACUGACAUCUACCAAUUGGUGGUUGCUGAACAGUUGAACACUCUUGUCGUAGUCCUGGGAGUAUUUAUUACACUUACAGUAACUUUGGGAGCAAUCUUGGCUGGUGGUUUGGUGGUGAUUAAGGUCAGAACUGACAAGUUAAUCCAAGCUCACAACAGAGAGUUCGACGAACAUAUGAAUCACGCCUCAGGGCCCAGUGAAACCUAUGAUGACCAGCAUGCGGAAACUCUGUUCUUCAAAUAA